AUGCGCCAAAUGAAGUUUCUAAAUGCUGCUUUGACUGCGGCGUUGGCUGGUCUUUCACUCCUUGCGCCCACUGCGUAUGGAAGAAGAUAUUUGGAAUGUAAUAGUGGUGAAAUAUUCCCAUUUUCACAAAUUCGAGAAUACGGAAUGGACGCUUCCCUCGAUUUUACGAGAGAAGGCGACCCUGAUCCACCCACUGGAGAAUGGUUCGGGGUAUAUGGAUUUACUAGUCCGGCAAAGGAUGGAAGAAUCAUCGAUUACUUGGUGCAAUCAUUUAGAGAUUACCCAUACUUCACACUCCAUGAAUUUACAGGAACAAAAUGGGAAAAGUGUAUUCUCAAGGGUAGCUACCUAGACGCCACAGAGCCGUUAUGA
This is a messenger RNA of Blumeria graminis f. sp. triticale, 372 nucleotides long. Lineage: Eukaryota; Fungi; Ascomycota; Leotiomycetes; Helotiales; Erysiphaceae. The record is from the annotation of a GenBank genome assembly.